Messenger RNA from Carya illinoinensis, 4227 nucleotides. Its product is annotated as disease resistance protein Roq1-like. The record is from RefSeq and is a predicted model, not a curated record. The coding region runs from base 1 to 4227 and encodes 1408 amino acids. The transcript has 5 exons. Lineage: Eukaryota; Viridiplantae; Streptophyta; Magnoliopsida; Fagales; Juglandaceae.
AUGGAUCACCAUGAAGCUCUUCAGCUCUUUAGCCAGCAUGCUUUCAAAAGCGACAAACCUGAUGAUGCUUUUGCGAAUGUCAUAAAACUUGCACUAAAGUGUGCUAACGGCCUUCCACUCGCUUUACAAGUGAUUGGCUCAAAUCUAUAUGGAGAAGAUAUACAUUUUUGGAAAAGUGAAUUGGAAAAGUACAAAAGAAUUCCAGAAGAAAAUAUCCACAAAAAACUCAAAAUAAGUUAUGAUGGAUUAGAUUAUCAUACAAAAAAGAUUUUUCUUGACAUUGCAUGUUUCUUCAAAGGAUACAACAGAGAUUAUGUCACUAAAAUAUUGAAUGGUUGUGGUUUCUUUGCCGAUGCCGGUAUCAAAAAGCUCAAGGAUAAAUGUCUCAUAACUAUUGAUAAAAAUGAUGAACUGAUGAUGCAUGACUUGAUAGAAGAUAUGGGUAAAGAAAUUGUCCGACAAGAAUCACCCGAAGAACCAGGCAAGCGGAGUAGAUUAUGGUUUUAUGACGAUAUUCGUGAAGUACUUGAAAGAAAUAAGGGAACAGAGCAAAUUGAAGGCUUAUUGAUAAAUCCACCUUGGGAGGACAGCUGCAUGAUAUGUUUGGAUUCUGAGGUGUUUGCAAAAAUGGAAAAACUCAGAAUAUUAAUAGUUAGCAGCGACAUCGUCAUUUUUUGUGGCGGAUUGAAUUAUCUCUCUAAUGAGUUAAGAGUUAUUGAUUGGCCUUAUUGCUCUUUGAAGUUUUUGCCAUCUAACUUUCAUGGAGAGAAACUCAUUGAUUUAACGAUGUUUGGAAGCAUGAUUAGAGAUUUAGGCACGAGUUUGCUAUCUAAGAACUUAACAAGUAUAGAUCUCAGUUACUGUGAAUACUUGACAAAAAUAUCGGAUCUUUCAAGUUGCUCAAAUCUAGAGGUGUUGCUUCUUAAAAGAUGUGGAAGUUUAGUUGAGGUUCAUGAUUCUGUUGGACUUUUGGAUAAGCUCGUUAAAUUGGAUUUUAGAUAUUGUUCCAGCCUAGAGAAGUUGCCAAGAAGUUUCGAGUUGAUAUCUCUAAAAUUACUUGAACUUGAAGGUUGUACAAGCCUUGAAUACUUUCCUGAAAUUAAGUGUGAAAUGGAAUAUUUGAAAUGCGUCAAGUUAGAAAGGUGUGAGCAACUUGUGGGGCUACCUUCAUCCAUUACAUGCCUCACUGGGCUCGAGACGUUAUAUAUAAAUAAGUGCGACAGCCUUGUGCAUUUUCCAGUAAACAUUUUUCAGUUGGAACAUCUACAGGAUGUUUCCAUCAUUCGUUGUCCAAAUUUUGUAAAUUUUGGAAAGGAGGUGGGGCAUAAUGGACAAUUCGUGUCAUGUAUUUUAUCUCGCACAUAUAAUUUCUCAUCCAGUUUGAAGACUUUAAAUCUAUCACAUAGUGGUAUUGUUAGCCUUUCUCCAUGCAUCGAAGGAUUUGUUGGAUUGUCUAAACUUGAUUUGAUAGACUGCUCUCAACUUGAAGAAAUUCUAUACCUUCCACCAAAUAUAAAAGAGGUAAAUGCCCAAAGAUGUUCUAGCCUAAAGAAUUUCUUGCCAGAAUCAAAUAAUUUAUCUCGGACAUAUAAUUUCUCAUCCAGUUUGAAGACUUUAAUUCUAUGUGGUAGUGGUAUUGUUAGCCUUUCUCCAUGCAUCGAAGGAUUUGUUGGAUUGUCUGAACUUGAUUUGAGAGACUGCAAGCAACUUGAAGAAAUUCUAUACCUUCCACCAAAUAUAAAAGAGGUAAAUGCCAGAGGAUGUUCCAGCCUAAAGAAUUUCUUUCCAGAAUCAAAUAAUUUAUCUCAGACAUAUAAUUUCUCAUCCAGUUUGAAGACUUUAAUUCUAUGUGGUAGUGGUAUUGUUAGCCUUUCUCCAUGCAUCGAAGGAUUUGUUGGAUUGUCUGAACUUGAUUUGAGAGACUGCAAGCAACUUGAAGAAAUUCUAUACCUUCCACCAAAUAUAAAAGAGGUAAAUGCCAGAGGAUGUUCCAGCCUAAAGAAUUUCUUUCCAGAAUCAAAUAAUUUAUCUCGGACAUAUAAUUUCUCAUCCAGUUUGAAGACUUUAAUUCUAUGUGGUAGUGGUAUUGUUAGCCUUUCUCCAUGCAUCGAAGGAUUUGUUGGAUUGUCUGAACUUGAUUUGAGAGACUGCAAGCAACUUGAAGAAAUUCUACACCUUCCACCAAAUAUAGAAAUGGUAGAUGCUAGAGGAUGUUCCAGCCUAAAGAAUUUCCUUCCAAAAUCAAAUAAUUUAUCUCGGACAUAUAAUUUCUCAUCCAGUUUGAAGACUUUAAUUCUAUGUGGUAGUGGUAUUGUUAGCCUUUCUCCAUGCAUCAAAGGAUUUGUUGGAUUGUCUGAACUUGAUUUGAGAGACUGCAAGCAACUUGAAGAAAUUCUACACCUUCCACCAAAUAUAGAAAUGGUAGAUGCCAGAGGAUGUUCCAGCCUAAAGAAUUUCCUUCCAGAAUCAAAUAAUUUAUCUCGGACAUAUAAUUUCUCAUCCAGUUUGAAGACUUUAAUUUUAUGUGGUAGUGGUAUUGUUAGCCUUUCUCCAUGCAUCGAAGGAUUUGUUGGAUUGUCUGAACUUGAUUUGAGAGACUGCAAGCAACUUGAAGAAAUUCUACACCUUCCACCAAAUAUAGAAAUGGUAGAUGCUAGAGGAUGUUCCAGCCUAAAGAAUUUCCUUCCAAAAUCAAAUAAUUUAUCUCGGACAUAUAAUUUCUCAUCCAGUUUGAAGACUUUAAUUCUAUGUGGUAGUGGUAUUGUUAGCCUUUCUCCAUGCAUCAAAGGAUUUGUUGGAUUGUCUGAACUUGAUUUGAGAGACUGCAAGCAACUUGAAGAAAUUCUACACCUUCCACCAAAUAUAGAAAUGGUAGAUGCCAGAGGAUGUUCCAGCCUAAAGAAUUUCCUUCCAGAAUCAAAUAAUUUAUCUCAGACAUAUAAUUUCUCAUCCAGUUUGAAGACUUUAAUUCUAUGUGGUAGUGGUAUUGUUAGCCUUUCUCCAUGCAUCGAAGGAUUUGUUGGAUUGUCUGAACUUGAUUUGAGAGACUGCAAGCAACUUGAAGAAAUUCUACACCUUCCACCAAAUAUAGAAAUGGUAGAUGCUAGAGGAUGUUCCAGCCUAAAGAAUUUCCUUCCAAAAUCAAAUAAUUUAUCUCGGACAUAUAAUUUCUCAUCCAGUUUGAAGACUUUAAUUCUAUGUGGUAGUGGUAUUGUUAGCCUUUCUCCAUGCAUCAAAGGAUUUGUUGGAUUGUCUGAACUUGAUUUGAGAGACUGCAAGCAACUUGAAGAAAUUCUACACCUUCCACCAAAUAUAGAAAUGGUAGAUGCCAGAGGAUGUUCCAGCCUAAAGAAUUUCCUUCCAGAAUCAAAUAAUUUAUCUCGGACAUAUAAUUUCUCAUCCAGUUUGAAGACUUUAAUUCUAUGUGGUGGUAUUGUUAGCCUUUCUCCAUGCAUCGAAGGAUUUGUUGGAUUGUCUGAACUUGAUUUGAGAGACUGCAAGCAACUUGAAGAAAUUCUAUACCUUCCACCAAAUAUAAAAGAGGUAAAUGCCAGAGGAUGUUCCAGCCUAAAGAAUUUCUUUCCAGAAUCAAAUAAUUUAUCUCGGACAUAUAAUUUCUCAUCCAGUUUGAAGACUUUAAUUCUAUGUGAUAGUGGUAUUGUUAGCCUUUCUCCAUGCAUCAAAGGAUUUGUUGGAUUGUCUAAACUUGAUUUGACAAACUGUGAGCAACUUGAAGAAAUUCUAUACCUUCCACCAAAUAUAGAAGAGGUAAAUGCCGUAGGAUGCGUGUUAUUGGAACGCUUUCCUCAUGUAUCGACAGAAUCUUCAUUUGGUACACCCGACUUAAAACGGCUAACAUGGAUUAACUUAUCGGAAUGCAAUAAAGUGGAAGUGAAUGUAGGGAAUCAUGCGCCAGAUCCAUUAAUGGUACAGGAACGCUUUCGGGAGAAAGAAUCAAGUACGAUUAUACAUCCAGGAAGUAGGAUUCCAGAGUGGUUCAAGUAUUGCAAGGAGACUACUUCAUUAAGUAAAUCUAUUGAAAUAGAAAUUGAUCAUAAUGCGUCCAUGUGUUUUGGGCAUCUGAUCGUGGCAUUAGUUUUGUGUUUUGUUGUGGAAUCAGUAAGGACUUUGUAUGGUUUUACUAUCUCAGUAAAUGGCCAGCAAAUUGGAAAUGAUAAUACGCGGUUCGGAAGUUUUUGGUCAAUGUACCCACAAGAUGUUUUAUAG